This is a messenger RNA of Peromyscus maniculatus bairdii (prairie deer mouse), 10373 nucleotides long. RefSeq names its product interferon-induced very large GTPase 1-like. The record is from RefSeq and is a predicted model, not a curated record. Lineage: Eukaryota; Metazoa; Chordata; Mammalia; Rodentia; Cricetidae. Gene Ontology annotation, molecular function: GTP binding.
UGAGCCUCAGCUAAUGGUCAGCAGCCUGGCAGCCUUGAGCAAGGGGCAUGAUCUCCUCUCACUUCUCUCUGGAGCAACAACCUGAAGACAGGUACUGGACUUUCUGGAGAUAAAGCCAUGGCAACAACAAAGUGCACCCCUGAUGAUCCUCAGCCCAGAAGACAGCAAGAUCUCCAGGAGAUGCUGACAGAAGUGGGGUUGUCUGUUGACUACUGGCUACCUAAGCUGCAGAAAGACCUGGGUGUGACCUGUACCCAAGCCUUACAACACUUAAAAGAAAAAGAUCUCCAGAAGCUGAAGUCCCAGACACAACACACAUGGGAGGAAAAGGCUCUGGAGAAACUGCUUGACGCUUCACAGCCAAAUAGUGUUGCAGAGUUCCAGAAAAAUCUAGGGGAGAUGAUAAGGAACAGGCAGAAACAGGCAGAACAGGCCCUGCAGGAGUUCAGGGCCUUGCAGUUAGAAGGAAAGAACAGACAGGAAGAGGCAGUGAAGAGAAAAGAAGCAGAGCUGAGACAAGCAAUGGAGAUACCUGAAGAGUGCUGGCCAGGGCCUGAGGUGUCCCUGAAAGAUGUCACUGAAACAAUGGAGAGACAACUGAAGGACAUGGAGCUGAAACUGACCUACAGGGGAAAUCUCCAUGACAGAGACUUGGUAAGAUGGGCUUCUGGAGGACUGGCUCUGCAGGGAAUUUAUAAGACCUGCCACCAAAAGGACCUGGUAGCAAGAAGAGAAGAACUGCUCAGGGUCCCCGAGGAAUUCUUCCUCUUUGGAUCUGAGCAAGGAAAAAGGAUGGAAGCAAAAGAAUUCAUAUCUUCUAAAGAAGAAACCCUGUUCACCAAAACUGUGGAGAAGUUGGGAUUUGGAGCAAUGAUAUCAGCCAAGGGUGGAUGCUAUGGAUUUAGCCUGGAAGGUGGUAGAGAUCAAAGUAAACAUUCAGACUCUAAGGACAUCUGUGAAUCAUAUUCAGAGCAUUCUUAUUUCUGCUCAGCCAAGUAUUGCUAUAUGCCACUGGUCUCCUCUCACUUUCAAAUUGAUCAGCUUCAGCUCUCCACUGCUGCUCUCAAGGAACUGAAAAUCAUUGAAGAACAGCUGGAACACACUGAUGGACCAGACAGAUUCCUCUUACUGAGGAACAGGACUGAAAACUUCUUCAACAGAUUUGGCUCUCAUGCUAAUCUAGGACCUCUGCACCUUGGGGGAAUCUACUGCUGGAAGGCCAUUUCAGAGGGUUUCAACAGUGACCAGCUGGAUUGUGUGAAGCAGCAGACAGCAGAGGCCUUGGAGAGUUACAUAAGAGGGAGCUACAUUGGCUGUGGAGUUGAAGUUGGGGCAAAAAUGGCAACAUCAGACUCACAUUUAGUAAAAUCCUGCCAAAAUGCAACUAAUCAACAGUUCCAAAUCAAAGUCCAAUUAUCUGUGGCCCAGAUAGGUGGACCACCAGAAGCAAAUGGAUUUGUUCAGUGGACAACUGGCCUUCUCACCAGCAACAAAACCUGGUCUGUCAUUGACCAAGAACUUCAGCUGGUACCCAUUUGGGACAUCAUCCUAUCUAACCACAGAAGCAAUUUUAAGGACACCUUUCUGGUGGCUAAAUGCCUGGCAGACAACUACUCUGCUCUGACAGGUCUUGCUGCCCACAUCCAGGAUGGAGAAGAGUUGCUGAACACCAUAGAGGAAGCAGAACUUUUCCUGAAUAAUGUGAAAUUCUGGGAGGUCUCUGACCCUGAAGAACAGCUUAACAACCUGGUGGAUUUCAUGCAAACACUGGCUCACAAGACAAAAGGUUAUGAUGUUUGGAUUAAUACAUGCCUCACAAAUUUGGAUCUACAGAAUUUUCUCAUAGGAACUGUCAACUAUUGCAAGAACUCUUCCAUUAAAAGGUCUCAGUUUAUUAAAUCUCAGUUCCUCAGCCUUCUAGAACCUCAUGUUUACAAACUGAAAAACUUUCCUCAGGCACAUUCAAUCAUGCAGUGGAUCUACCAGGAAGACUCAGAGGAACAGCAACGCAAAAUCACUGAAUUUUCUGAAUUCCUUAAAAGUUUGAAAGAAAUCCAAAAAUCUCUCAUAGAAGUAAAUGUCAAGUCUGAGUUCUCAGAAACAGUGGAAGAAGCUCACAGAAAGGCCACCUGUGAGGUCACCAGAGCUCUUGGCUCCUUCUUGAACCACCUCAGAGAAGCAGAACAGCCAGACAUGCAGCUGCUGCUACUCUCCAUUGCAGCUGGUGCAGGCUAUCAGGUGGAAAGCAAUGUUUUUCAGCCUCUCCUGGGGUGCACUGAGAUAAGCUUCCUCCUGGAUGAAAUACAAACUGUCCAACACAGAUAUCAGGAGCUCAAAACUAUCUGCAUAGACAGGGCACAGGCAUUCCUAGUGCUCAAAGCUCUGACAACCACAGUUGGAGUCUCAACCAUUUCUCCAGAAGAAAAAACAAAGCGCUUGGCAUUAACAAGGCAGCAUAUGGAGCCUUUAUUGUCUACAAAAUUUGCACAUGUCCUCACAAAAUUUGAAACUGAUCAUGAUUGGGAAAAUCUAGAGAAUAAUUUGAGAUUACACAUUGAUGGGAAUUAUGAAGACACCAUCCCAACUUUGCAGAUGGAUGAGAUAAAAAAGCAACUGCAAAGUCUCUACCCUGAAAAGAAAGAGAUUUGUAAACAAAAAGAUAGUGAAAAUAACCAAAAGGAAACCAUAAAAAAGGGACCUUUCUUAGACUUACUCCAACGUCUGGGUCUAGAACAUAACUACCUAAAAAAGAUGAGCAGAGCUGACUUCCAUCUGAUCUACAAGACUUCAGUGUACAAUACACAGCCAAAAUCUGAGCAGGAACUUCCCUUCUAUUUCCUACAAAAGCUACUGAUGCUAGAUUGUGGGUUUAGAUAUCUAGUCUUCAAAAAUCCUGGAAAUGCAGAAAACCAAGACUCUGUAGUUCCUUGCAACCAGGAAAAUGAGGCUUUUGAUCCAUAUGAAGAAUUGUUUGAUGACAGAGAUGAAGUCACUAAUUCUUCACCCACUGAGUCCCAGCCCCACAUUCACCCAAUGGACAUCCAGAUGGCCGUUUUUCACUGUGCAGAUGAUCUUGCCAGACAAUAUAUUCUGUCCAAACUUUCCACUUGUCAAUUUGCACUCCCCCUUGUGGUGCCAAAUCCCAACACUUCUCAGAUUGAAUUUUCUCUCUGGUCUCUCAGACAAAUUAAGAGAAGUUGGCAAGAGAAAAAUGGCUCACAACAGAACAAGAGCUACAGUCACAGGAAUCAGCAGAUGUGCCGUGUCUCUACCCCCAUUGUGUCCUUCAUUAGAGUGGGUAAUGGCCUCUCUGCUUCCAAAUCUCAGAUCAUGAACUCUCUCCUCAGUAAACAUAAACAUGACAUGUUUUUUCACAGACACUGCAGAGGAAGCCACAAACACUGUCUCCUGAUGGAGGGAGUGGUAGAGAUCUGCUGGUUCUGUCCUGGCAGCCAAGGUGAGGACAUAUUUGACAAGUGUGUGGCCUUCACCAAUCUUCAUGGAGAUGCCAAGGAACAUAGACAACAACUCAGCUUCCUGCAGGAUGUCUCUUCUCUCAUUGUGAUCCUCAUGUCAGCUUCUGAUGACAAUAAAGAAAACCAGAAUCUUGUGAGACACCUGUGUCAGUCAUCAAAACCUCUGAUCUGUUUGGUUGAUGACAAAGAAAAGGCCAUAACCAGUCAUUCUGGUAAAAAAAUGAGGAUUGGUAUCAGAAAUAGAAAUGAGGCAGAAUUAACAGAGGAGCUCUCAAACACCAUCAAACAUUUGCUAGAACUCUCUGGCACUCCUCUUAGCUUAGAGGACUGUUCACAAAUGGCUAGGAAACAAGGAUUUCUGAUUGAUGAAGAUAAAAGAGAAAUGAGAGCAGCCAAAGAAAAGGCACAGACUAUACUGGACCUCCUGAAGCUAUCAAAGUUACCUGAGGUAAAAGAAAACUUGCUGCCCCUGCAGGGACAGCUGUGGCACCAUUGGUGUAAGAAGGACAAGGAACUCUAUCAUCUGAGAGAAAAAGGGAAUCGGAGCAUUGAACAACACAAGAGUGAAAUUGAGAUAGAAAAGCAAAAACUACGAUGCCAGCAGUUGAAAAAGGCCUUUCCUCUCAAUCCUUUGAUGUGCUCUGUUCUACAAAUUCUCCAAGAAGAUUUAGAAAUUUACACCAAACUCUAUUUCUUACACUGGUUAAGUGUGGUUUUAGAAAAUCUAACCUCAGGACACUUGGAGAAUUUGCUUAGGACACAACAAGCUUUGUGGUCAAAGGUACAGGAAGAAAAGCAAAAGGAAGAGAAGAGCAGCUCCCUGACACUCUGGCAGAAGCAGAUAGAAUCCAUCUCUACUGAGAUUCUUAACUGCACUUUAGGAACUGAGCACCUUCUCCGAGAAGUUGGCCAGAUCUAUGAAGCUCUGGAAGAAACUUGCUCCUCUAGAGAUAGCCUUUUUCUACACCUCCCUGAAAUUGCUGCAGACCUUAUGGUAGCUGGUGUUCCCAUUGAGCUGAUGGAUGGGGAUGCUUCCUAUGUACCCCUAAAAUGGGUGGCAUCAAUUUUUGACAAGAUCUCAGAGAAACUUGGAGACCAAAGACUGUUCGUUCUCUCUAUUCUUGGUCUGCAAAGCUCAGGGAAAUCCACUUUGCUAAAUGCCCUGUUUGGGCUGCAGUUCACAGUCAGUGCAGGCAGGUGUACCAAGGGGGCCUACAUGCAGCUCCUGAAGGUGGAAGAGACAUGCACAGAGGAACUUGGCUUUGAUUUUGUGCUUAUUGUAGACACAGAAGGACUUCGGGCUCCAGAACUCAACAACAAAUCCCACAAUUGGGACAAUGAGUUGGCAACCUUUGUCAUUGGCCUUGGAAACCUGACUCUGAUCAAUAUUUUUGGGGAGAAUCCAUCAGAAAUGCAGGAUAUCCUACAAAUUGUUGUCCAGGCCUUUCUGAGAAUGAAACAAGUGAAAAUCUCCCCCAGUUGUCUCUUUGUCCACCAGAAUGUGGGUGAAGGUACAGCAAAAGACCAAACUAUGGAAGGAAGGAGGCAACUGGAGCAGAGACUGGAUGAAAUGACAGCAUUAGCUGCUGAACAGGAAGAGUGCUCCAACAUAACCCGCUUCAGUGAUGUAAUUAAAUUUGAUAUCAAUUAUCAUGUCUACUACUUUGCUCACCUCUGGGAUGGCAAUCCUCCAAUGGCCCCUCCCAAUCCUCGCUAUAGCCAUAAUGUCCAGGAACUGAAGAAUGAGAUUCUUAAGACUGCCCAGCAGAAAUCUAGGGGAAGGAUCAUGAAGAUCUCAGAUGUAAAAAUCCGUGUUCAAGAUUUAUGGAAAGCCCUGGUCAGUGAGAACUUCAUUUUCAGUUUCAGGAACACCCAAGAGGUCAUAGCCAUGAGUAAACUGGAAACAAUGUAUAACCACUGGACCUGGGAGCUGAGGAGUCAUGUGCUGGAAUUACAGAAUCAGCUGAACAAUCAGAUUCAGAAUGGGAAAAUCCGGACACUCACACCUGACACACUUGAGGGCCCAGUUAAUAAGAAAUAUGAAACAAUCAAGCACGAAUUUGACAAAUAUUUUGAAGAAGACACAGAUAGGGAAACAUUGGUUCAAUGGAGAACAAAUUUUGAAAAUAAGCUACUAAUGCUUAAAGGUGCACUUAUUACAGACACCAGAAGUAAAGGCAAUGAACUCAUCAAUCUCAAACAAAGCCAAGAAAGACUAGAUAACCAAAAGUCACAAUAUGAAAAUGAAUUGCUAGAGAAGAGCCGAAAGUUGGCUUUAAGUGUGAAGGGUAAAGAAUUAAGUGAUAAAGAGUUAUAUGAGAAAUUUGAUCAACUUUGGACAAAUUGGAUCUACAGUGUGUCUUUGACUGCACCUCAUGUCACAGAGCCUAACAUUGACAGAGAUUCUGAAAACAUCCUUCUGGAUUAUUUCAAUAAGGAGAAAAACAUUGUGGAAAGACUUAAAAAGGACUCUGGAGAGAUGUUUGAAAUCAAUUAUGCCAAACAUGUCCAAGUGAAAAAAUGGUUUAAGGUAUUUCCAAAGAGCUUAGAAAGUUGUCAUAAAGAAUCAAUUAAGAAGACUACUAGUCACAUUGAAUUAAGAUUUAAUGAAACAAUUAAAAACAUUUUGAAGCAAAGGCGUGAUUACAGUCCAAAUGAUUUUCAUGAAAUCUUGAGGAUAAUAGAAAAAGAACUGAAAUCUGUACCUCCUGAGGAAGACUACACAUUUACCAGAGACUACAAUAUUGAUUUAUCCUUAUGUUUAUUCCAAAGAGCAUCUAAGAGUUUCAAGGAAAUAAACAGGGCAUUCAAGAGAGCAAAUGAUCCUGUAAACUAUCUGGAGAGAAAGAAAGAUGAUUUCUUCAUCAAUUUUAAGAUCUCCUGCCAAGGUGCCACCUCCAUCACAUCCUUUGUUGACUUCCUGUGGCUCAAGCUCACUCCAGCUAUCUAUGCCACUAUAUGGGAGCAAAUGGGUCCUAAAGUAGCUGGGGACAUGAGAGCCACCUGCCCUUCCUUCAAUGGAAACAGGGCUAACCUGGAGAAACAUAUUCUCAUUUCUCUGGCAGAAGAAGAAAACUUUGGUAAGUAUUGGCAAUACAUUCAUCAGCCAGAAAAUUUCUUCAGGAAUUACAUUAGAGACCACAUUAGAAGAUACUGUUUUGAAAAAGAAGGUAAAAAAAUAAAGACUUUCUUAAAAAUAAGUUUAGGUGACAUCAAGAAUGCCAUCCUCACUGCCAUUCAUGAGUCCACAGCAGUAGCUACAGAUAAAGGCAGCACUGCUUCUGCCUGGUUGGAUUUGUUCUGUGAUCACCUGGGGAGCAACUUGAUCUUUCCAAGAAAAGACCUGAUAAGCAUUGAGCACCAGGAGAUAAAGGAUAUGGAGUUUCUCAAAGAAGUCAUGAGCACAGCUUUGGAUCCUGCAAUGAAGAAGGUAGAAGAGGACUGCACAAGUAAGGACAUAGAUGAAAUGAUUCCUGAUAUUGAGAAAAUUCUCUUUGCACAACUCUGUGGCUGCUGGAAACAGUGUCCUUUUUGUAAAGCAAUUUGUACCAACACCAUUCCCCAGCAUGAAGGAGACCACAGUGUGCCAUUCCACCGUCCUGCCGCUGUCAAUGGAUGGCAUUGGGAUAAAACAGACCACUUUUUCAUUGACUUCUGUACUAGUUCAGUAGCAAGUGAUCGUUCAUUUAUUUUAAGUGAUAACAAGGUAUUCCCAUUCAAGAAAUAUCGAGAAGCAGGAGGUGAGUAUGCCACAUGGAGCAUCACCCCAGACUCAUCUACCCAGCCAUAUUGGAAAUGGUUUGUCUGUCACUUCAGAUCAGAGCUUGAAGGAAGAUAUCAAAAAAACUUUAAAAAGUUAGGUACUAUUCCAGAUUCAUGGACCAAAAUCACAAAACAAGAAGUAAUUGACAACUUGAAAAAUAAUUACGCAAAUAGAAUACUGGCACUGACACAUACUAUACAAGGCUUUUUUGAGGAACCUUCAUGAUAGUAGCUGAUAAACGCAAUACAUAAAGACAAAUCACUUACUAUUUCAAGACCUGAAGAUUUUCUACUGAAGAGAUAUUUUCCUGUCUUGAUUUCUCCUGCUUUGAAUAUGAUGUACUAAAUAUGAGAAUAUAUGAUAAAAAUUAAUAUCCAUUCAAAAGCCUACUUCAUACUUUAUUAUUCUGAAUACUUGUUUAGAUAUAUAGUGUGGCUCAUUAGAAGUUGUCGUAUUAGAAGAGAACUCUAGCAUUUCAGUUGCCACUUAUCCACUUAGAACAACUAAGUGGCAAAUUCAACCAACAUAUAGGUCUGGGAAAAAUAUAUAAUUUGCCUUAAAGUUCUUUAAGUGGAUGUUUUUACCCUCUCCGGUUAUGAGAAAACAUGGCUGUUGAAUUUUGAAUGCAAUUGGCCCCCAUAAUCUCAUAGGAAAUGGCACUAUUAGGAGCUGUGGCUUUGUUGGAGUGGAUAUGGCCUUGUUGGAGGAAGUGUGUCUCUGUGGGGGUUAGCUUUGAGGUUUCCUAUGCUCAGGAUACAGUUCUGUGUUUCAGUCAACUUUCUGUUGCCUGCAAGACAUGUAGAGCUUUCAGUUGCAACACCACAUCUGCCCGAAUGCUGCCAUGCUCCCCACCAUGAUGAUAAUGGACUGAACUUCUGUGCCAGGGACUGGGAUACUGCUGUGAUAGCCCUGACCAUGUUUUUGUUUGUCAUAAUAUGGACUUUUUUGUGUUAGGAAAGCAGUGGAAUGCUUUAACGUGCUGCUUUAUGGUUCAUACUAAUAAGAGCAUGGGAUACAUGGGUACUGAUUGUAAUUUUAUGAACUGUGGGCGUCAAGAGGUUUCAGAGGAGAAGAAUGUUAUUAUGUGGCCUAGAAACUGGUAUUAUAAUAUUUUGGGGUGAAGAAAGCAGCUGAUUUUGUCCUUAUCCAAAGAGUGUGCCUGAGGCUAAAGUGAAAAGUUUUGGAUUAACUCCCUUGGCAGAAGAAAUCACAAGGCAGCCUGGUGUAGACUCUGUCAUGUGGUUACUAGUGUUCAUGUUUAUACAGAUUUAUAAUGAAAGGGGGCAAGUUGAGCAUGGUAAACUACAAAAUGAAAAUUUUAAGGAGAAAAACAAGCACCAGGAAGUGGAACCUAGCUAAAUCCUGUAUUUAAAAAGGUAAAUGGAUCAAGAAAUUGAAUAAAGGGAGUGGUGAUGUCAGGGCAAGAUCCCACCCAGCUAAGUUUCCAACUUGUGGGAAAAAAACUAAAGAAAAGCUUGGAGCCCUGUGUGAUAGGGUACACUUUUAACCCCAACACUGGAAAGGCAGAGACUGGAAGGUCUCUGAGUUUGAGGUCAGCCUAGUCUAGAGAUCCAGUUUCAGAACAGCCAAGUGUAGGCAGUGAAGAAAGCUAGUGAAGAUGUAAUUGAACAAGGGGAGGCAUGUUCUAGUCCCAGUAAGCAGCAGAAUUUAGCAGAUUCAGCCAUCUGGUUCUGGUUUUAGAAUUAAGGAUAAAAGAAAUAGGCUAUGAAAUUUGGCCCCAAAAUUAAGGAAAGCUACUUAGGCCAGACAUGUGUCAGGGUGUCCCUGAAUGGAGGCCUAGUAGAGAGGCCAUUUUGUGAAGCUGUGAAACUGUAGCCUGGAUUGUCUUGGAGACCCAAGAUGUUAGAGAUGUCAGAGUUGUGCGAUACUUACCAAAGAGAGCUGUUAACAGGAUUAGAACCAGGCAAAGAGAAAGACAUAUGUUGCAAUCAACAAAGCUGAAUGGCAUUGGAGAUUUGCAGAGCAUUUUGACAUUAGACAUGAAGAUGCAAAAUUUGGACUUUUCCCAGCUGAUUUUUGGUCUUGCUUCAGUCCAUUAUUUUCUCACUAUGCUCCCUUUUCUGUGAUUUGGAAUAGUAAUGUAUAUUCUGUGCCACUACAUAUUGGAAGUGUGUGAUCUGCUUUAGAUUUUGAAUCUACAGGUGAUUACAGUUAAAAGAUUGCAUAAAUCUGAGAAGAAACUUUGAACUCUGGACUUCAAAGCAUUAUUGAGACUGUGAUAGACUAUGGGGACUUUUGAAGUUGGACUAAAUGCAUUUUGCAUUAUGGAUAUUGGUAUUCAAAACAUAGUGUUACCCAGCUACAAACCCUGAAACAUAUAACAGUGACCUGUCUACAAGAUAUAUUAGUGCAAAAAUGGCACAAAUUUUGGCAGAUUAACCAAACACUUUCUGAUUGGAUUUAAGACCUACUCCAUAAUGUAGAAUGCAUACUGACACUGCUAAUAAGGCCAAGAAUCUAAGGUAAGAUAGGUCUCAGGCUUAGGGGAAAGCCUACUAUCAUUAUUUGGCUAAAUAAUAUGAUAAUAAAAUGAUUACUAUACCCUAUAUCAGUGCCUUGCUCAAUCAAAGAGGCAUUUCCUUAUCAUAGAUGAGAAUUAACACAGAAACCCACAACUAGACAAUGAACAGAAAGUGAGAGACUUUGGAGCACUCCAUCCUAAAUGAGAUGUCUUCACAAAUCCUUCUUCUCAGGGAGACUCAAGGAGCUAUACAGAAGAGAAGGCCAUAUGAUUGCUCUAAAAAAUUCCAUUUAAUGCUGGUCAUCCAUCUUGAAACUUGCUAAAAUUUGUAUCUGGAUUACAAAUUCUCAGUAAUCUCCAACACAGUGACCCAUGUACACACACCCCAAAAUGUGUAGCCGUGACCAUCUACUUGUUAUAUGACUAAUGACUUUUUUUGGCUUCUGUUAUUGGCUUAUACACAUAGCUACAGAUUAUUUUUUUCAUCUUCACCACUUAACAGCUUAAUAGACCGGUUUUUGCUUGCUUGAGUAGAUAUUGAAGAUUUGCACCAUAAGAAUCCUUUCCUCACCCUUCUUCUCAUGGCAGUCUCAAGUUUGGCUCAAAGAUUGUUGUCCUGAUAUCAAUUAAUCAAUAAAACAUUUAAUUAUAA